Messenger RNA from Abrus precatorius (Indian licorice), 1317 nucleotides. RefSeq names its product WUSCHEL-related homeobox 9-like. Gene Ontology annotation, molecular function: DNA binding; DNA-binding transcription factor activity. Bases 1 to 1317 code for a protein of 438 amino acids. NCBI's taxonomy places the organism in Eukaryota, Viridiplantae, Streptophyta, Magnoliopsida, Fabales, Fabaceae. Gene Ontology annotation, biological process: regulation of developmental process. The transcript is spliced from 4 exons. The record is from RefSeq and is a predicted model, not a curated record.
AUGGCUUCUUCUAAUAGACACUGGCCAAGCAUGUUCAAGUCUAAGCCCUGCAACCCUCAUCACCAAUGGCAGCAUGACAUCAACUCCUCUCUCAUCUCAACCGGUUGCCAUAGAAGCCCUUACACUUCAGGAGCUGGUUGUGAGGAGAGAAGUCCAGAGCCAAAGCCAAGGUGGAAUCCAAAACCAGAGCAAAUUCGCAUAUUGGAAGCUAUAUUCAACUCUGGAAUGGUGAAUCCUCCGAGGGAUGAGAUAAGGAAGAUAAGGGCACAAUUGCAAGAGUAUGGCCAAGUGGGUGAUGCUAAUGUCUUCUAUUGGUUCCAGAACCGCAAAUCCAGGAGCAAGCACAAGCUUCGCCAUCUCCAGAACUCAAAGAACCACAACCCUGAAACCCAACAAAACCCAGUUUCUAUCCCCCAAAUCACUGCACCUUCAUCCUCAUCUUCCUCCUCAGAGAAAUCUCCCCCCAAAGAAAUGAUACCCACCAAGGUGUUUUCCAUUGGAUUCUCUAAUGUCACCGAUAUGGUUCCCAAUUCUCCCACCAACUCCGUUAACCAGACCUAUUUUCAGACCCAAAAUGAGACCACUCUCCUUUCACCAGCACCACCCCCUGCUACUUCUGCCGUAGCUGAGGCUUACUUCUUCCCAGUGCAACAUCAUGGGCAUGGAGUGGUGCUACCUAGUGCCGUGACAUCACAAGGGUUUUGCUUCUCGGAGCUGUCCAAUGUUGUUCAAGCUCAAUCACAUGGUCAACAUAAUGUUGGUCCUUGCACUAGUCUUUUGCUUAGUGAGAUCAUAAGCCAUGGUGCUGCUGCCUCAAAGAAAGAUCUAGACCAAGACAAGUCUCUGAAAAUUAUGCACCAACCUUCUCAGCUUAAUUUCUGUGUCUCUCACACAACAACAGCUCCUACUACUGCGACUGUUGUACCUCCCAUUACUGCCACCACCACUACUGUUCCAUCCCCCGUCAUUGCUCAUGUACUUCAAGGCGUUGGUGAUCCAGCUGUUACGCCGAGAUCAACGGUGUUCAUAAACGAUAUGGCAUUUGAGGUAGCGGUGGGACCUUUCAACGUGCGUGAGGCCUUCGGAGAUGAUGCUGUGCUCAUCCAUGCCACUGGUCAACCAGUUCUAACAAACCAAUGGGGCAUCACUCUUCAGUCACUUCAGCAUGGUGCAUGCUAUUAUUUGAGAGUUUCUGACUUUGCGGUCACAUGGAUGGAGGUGAUGUUUGGUUUGGAACGGACUAUAAUUCAGCAUAUUGGUGUUGUGGUGCCUUGCUUUGUGGCCACAUCACCCACCAAGGACGAGGGUGUUAGGUAA